UCAUUGUUUGUUGUUAUUUUUAAUUAACAAUCUUAUACACGCAUACUGAAGAGUGAAGAGCUUAAGCAAGCUAGCACUCACACAUUGUUUGUAGUAUUCUCUUUUAACUAUAAAUAAAGGCUCCUAGUUUCACAUUCCAUGCACUUUACAUUUUCAAGCACAAUACCUCUUUCAAACUCUCUUUGCUAUGGCUCUCUCAAAGCUUCUAGUUGCAUCCCUUCUGGUAUCCUUUGUCCUCUUCCAUCUCGUUGAUGCUGAUGAUCAAUCGGCAUACGCACAGACUCAGGGUUCUCUUGUUCAGCAGAUAGAUUGUAAUGCUGCAUGUGCUGCGAGGUGCCGUUUAGCAUCUCGUCAGCGCAUGUGCCACAGAGCGUGUGGAACUUGCUGCAGACGCUGCAACUGCGUGCCACCGGGAACUUCCGGUAACCAAGAAGUGUGUCCCUGUUAUGCCAGUCUCAGAACCCACGGGGGCAGACGCAAGUGCCCUUAAUUAGGGUGUGAUACCUUCCAACCCAUGCAAGUUAUUACAUAUACAGAUAAAAUUGUCAGUGUUGUUCCAAGACUACUAGCGUUGGUGGAAAAUAAACCUGUAUGUUUUCAAUGCAUGUUGAGUCGUUGCGAGAAUUUGUGAGUGUUAUGCUUUCUCUUUAUCGCCUGUUGUAUCGAUCAUCAAACUUAUAUAAUAAUAAAGCUUCAUUGUUUUGCUAUUUUGGGUUAA
Molecule: messenger RNA, 718 nt
Organism: Glycine soja
Lineage: Eukaryota; Viridiplantae; Streptophyta; Magnoliopsida; Fabales; Fabaceae
Product: gibberellin-regulated protein 1-like
Exons: 3
Coding region: 188-490 (100 amino acids)
Source: RefSeq, a predicted model, not a curated record